This is a messenger RNA of Lactuca virosa, 320 nucleotides long. The record is from the annotation of a GenBank genome assembly. Lineage: Eukaryota; Viridiplantae; Streptophyta; Magnoliopsida; Asterales; Asteraceae.
AUGAAAAGGAGCUAUUCUGCUUGGCAUAAUCGUAGUAAAAAGCAGAGGUCGAAUUUCAUUAAGAGCGUUUACAUGAAGGGGAUGACUGAGGCUUUGAACGUUGACAUUAUGUACAGGUAUAUAGACAACUAUAACAUGAAGUUUUGGAAUAGGGCUUCCAACAUCCAUAAACAUCUUCACUUAACCUUCGUUGGGGGUUGCUGAGCUCAAAGUUCUUCACAGGAGUGGUUUAGAUAAAGAGAAGAAGCAACAGGUAGGAUAUAUGGGUUGCUAACAAUUAUGAUUUGGAGUUUUUUUAUAAUAUUCCGUUACCUAUAAGC